Cuscuta europaea is the source of this 628-nucleotide messenger RNA. NCBI's taxonomy places the organism in Eukaryota, Viridiplantae, Streptophyta, Magnoliopsida, Solanales, Convolvulaceae. The record is from the annotation of a GenBank genome assembly.
GUUCCCCCAGGGGCAUCCAGUUUAUUACCCCGGAGGGGGUGGGCAGCCGAGUACUCCUGCAGGGGGUGUGACAUCUACGGGUACUGUUAUUUAUAAUUCUGCUGUGUCACGUUUAAAUAUUAAUGCUUUACCUAUCUGUGUUCCUAACAGUAGUCAUACAAGCUUGCUAUCAGACGGAGGUAUUCUCGGAUCUGUUCCCCAUCCUGUUGUCUGUCAAAUUUGUUUUUCUGCGGGUCAUUCUGCCAUUAACUGUCCUUCUCGUUUCACACAACCAACGUCUCCUGCUCUGUUGACUACUCCCGGUGACAAUACUCCUGCUCUAUGGUUUCCUGAUUCAGGAGCUUCUGCUCAUAUGACUGCAUCUGAAGGACAAAGCAACGGGGGCAAUACUUCUGCGAGCUACUAGUAGUGGACCACUUUAUCCUCUCCAUCUGCCGUCUGCAUCACCAUUAGUUUUUGCUUCCGUUUUAGCUUCUGGCCCUGUGUGGCACCGUAGAUUAGGUCACUGUGGUGAUAGUACUUUACAGUUUCUUAAGAGAAAACAAUUUUUAUGUAGUCAUACUCCCUUUACUCAUGAGUGUGUGGCCUGUCGUUUAGGAAAAUCACAACGUUUACCUUUUAUGGAUGC